GCUUCCUGAAUUUAGGUUACGAUUGUCUGUGAUAUAGUGCCAUGUAAAUCAGAUCCUCGAUCACAAAGCACGCUAUACAAAGAUAUUGGAGUGACUUUCGCUACCACUAAAAAGUGAAGACAACCAUUUGCUGAAGGCUUGCCUUGACACUAACUAUGGACUAUUGGAGUGCCUUGGAGGUGUACAAGGAGAUGUUGUUGCUCUACCUGGAGGAAGGCAGGCGGCUUGUGAACACCAACUGUGAGGCGUUGGAACCAUGGCAGAUCAUUGGAGCCACUCUCAUAUCUACCUUAGGAGCAGUCUGGGUCAAAGGCUUCCUGUUUCAGCAAGAAACCCUGACAUCCCGAAUCAAGAAGCAGUGCUUUCGACUCAUCAGAAAAAUACCCUUUGUUGGCGCAGCAAUCCAGACCCAGCUGAACAAGGCCCUGUAUGACAUGUCUGUCAGUCUUUGUGCACUGAAGGAGGGCAUGAACUACACCAAACAGCUGCCUGAACAAGGGCUAACGCAAGCUGAAGUUCUAGACAGGAUCAGCGAGUACGAAACACUGAAUGAAGUGGAUUGGGAGAAUGGACGAGUGUCCGGUGCAGUGUAUUGGGGAGAUCAGACACUUACCAAACUUUUGGUGAAGGUGUAUGGAGACUUUGCAUGGAGCAACCCACUUCACCCAGACAUCUUUCCUGGUGUGAGGAAGAUGGAGGCAGAGGUUGUAAGAAUGACGUGUACCCUCUUCCACGGUGGGCCCAACACUUGUGGCACAGUCACCUCUGGGGGAACUGAAAGCAUAUUGAUGGCAUGCAAGGCGUACAGAGACAUGGCCUAUGAGCGCGGUGUGAAACAUCCUGAAAUCAUUGCACCAAUCAGUGUCCAUGCCGCCUUUGACAAAGCAGCAAACUACUUUGGAAUGAAGCUUGUUCACAUCCCCCUGGACAAGAAUACAAUGAAAGUGGAUGUUAAGGCGAUGAGGAGAGCUAUCAGCAAGAACACAGCCAUGCUUGUAUGCUCCGCACCCCAGUUCCCGCAUGGAAUCAUUGAUCCUAUUGAGGAAGUAGGAAAGCUGGCUUUAAAGUACAACAUCCCUCUGCAUGUGGAUGCUUGUUUGGGAGGGUUUCUCAUCGUGUUCAUGGCCAAAGCCAAUUAUCCACUGGCUCCCUUUGACUUCAGGGUAAAGGGUGUGACUAGUAUAUCUGCAGACACACACAAGUAUGGCUACGCCCCUAAAGGUUCAUCAGUGAUCCUGUAUAGUGACAAGAAGUACAGGCACUACCAGUACUUUGUGGCUCCAGACUGGCAAGGGGGCAUCUAUGCGUCCCCAUCAGUGGCAGGAUCUCGGCCAGGCGGUAUCAUCGCAGCGUGCUGGGCUACCAUGAUGCACAUGGGAGAGGAUGGCUACAUAAAGGCCACCAAGAAGAUAAUUGACACUGCACGUACCAUCAAGACCGAAAUCCGAAAGAUAAAUGGGGUGUUUGUGUUUGGAGACCCUGAAGUGUCUGUGGUGGCAAUAGGCUCUGACGUCUUCGACGUUUUUCGUUUAUCCAACGCACUGACUUCAAAGGGUUGGAAUCUCAACAUGCUACAGUAUCCAUCCAGCAUCCAUAUCUGUUGUACUGUACUGCACACACAUGAAGGUGUGGCCAAACAGUUAAUCAAUGACAUCAAAGAGCAGGUGGCUCUCAUUUUGAAAAACCCCAAUGAGAAGACCACUGGAAUGGGAGCAAUCUAUGGCAUGGCCCAGUCCAUUCCUGACAGAUCCAUGGUGACCGAGAUCUCCCGAGGCUUCUUGGACUGCCUCUACAGCACAGAGGAGCCCAAGUCGUCUCAGCCUCAGAAGACCCAUAUGAAUGGCAACGGCAAGGCCCACUGAGUCAGGAGAAGGCUGGCUGUGGCCUGGACACACACCUGGGUCAUGUUCAUUAGGGAACAUAAUGGUAAGCGUUGUGAAACGUUUUGCAACGGAAAAUGAAAAGGAGCAUUUACUGGAUAAGCUCAAGUAGUCCUUCCAUGUUUCAGUCCAUUUUCUUCAGGUCGGUGACUAAUGAACACGGCCCUGGUUACCAGCCUGCCUCACCUCUGGUCCACCCACUACAUCACUCAACAUUUGCCUUAUCCUGCCCACCUUUUAUCUACCUACUUUUUUCAGAUAUGUUCUGAAGCACAAGCCAUUGUUUUUAGCUAUCGUGAGGAGAAUUCUUCAAAUAUGUAGAAAGUGAAAGCACCUAUUGUACAAAAAUAUAUAGAAUAGUUGCUCUAACCAUUUGGGGGUUUUGGUCUGGUUGUAUUAAAUGUCCCCCACGAUGAAAUCAGCGAUGGGACGAUUGAUCUGUCUCCGUACGUUCAUACGUUAGUCACACGCGAUAUCUCCGACAGCACUGGCCCGAUUUUGACAACUUGUGUGAAUGAAGCGUCUGCCGUGAUAAAAAACACUUAAUGCUACUCUUCUGACACCAAAUGAGCGAUCUGCAUGAAACAUCUAUGAACAAAGGUCUCUCGGCGCAAUAUUUUCCAGACUAGUACCUAAAACAACAUGGCCACUAUUGAGUCUAGCUAACCCUCGCAAUAUUUUGAUGGAACUUGGGGGAAUUAUGUCUUUUAGAAAAGUUUGUGGUCAUACGCACAUCCUUAACAACGUAGGGGCUGGGCUAAUAAAGAAUGUGUAAAGAACAGGAAAGCCUGCACCCUGUUAAAGCUCCCAAUUCGCAGUUUUAUUUACAAUGUUUCGAUCCAAAACAGAUCUUCAUCCAGUCAAACAGACUGAGUGCUCACAUCCCAAAAUAUACACAUUUCACAUCACAUGACGCAUGGUGGGUGUGGAAACAAUUCAAUUAACUUUUGCGUAUAGUCAAUCAUAUAAUUAAUCCCAGAGGUACUCGUGGUCAUAAAGGAUUAAAUGCAUACAAAUUAAAACAUGGGUAACAGUAAAAAGAUUUGGAAACUGUUGGAAUACCCAACCAUAUGACCAUUACGCGCAGGUCGUGCAGUGGCCGUAGAUAUAAUUACAAUUACCUAUUUUUUUUUUAAAACAACUUGCCUACCUCUAAUAAUUUGAUAUCAAUGAGAUGGGCACAUGUAGUAGUAGUUACAGAAAAUCAAAUGUACAAAAUGACCAAGUGGAGACCUGGAUGGCAAGACGAAUUGAACGUAGCAUAUUCAUGUAAGAAAUGGUCUGUUAUCAAACUCUUGGUUCAAACCUUUAGGAGAAAUGGUGGGCAAACGGUGAAUCCAAUACAAUUCUCUUCUCGGUAAUAGAUUAUCAGUAUCUCCCCUGCUCCUAGUAACCUUAACAUGUUCAAUACCAAUGCAUCUCAGAGAUCUGAUGUUGUGACGAACCUCCAUGAAAUGUACAGCCACAGGGUUUCUCUGAUCAAGAGAUCUACUAUUAUUCCUGUGUUCUGCUAUCCUUGUUUUCAGAGAACAUUUCAUUUUUCCCUACAUACCAUACACCACAAAUACACUUAUCAGAUAUACCACAUUUGUAGAACACGUAAUGAUACCCUUCAUCUCAAUGGCCUUGUCUGUGAUGGGGUAAUUUAACGUUGUGCAUUUGUUUGUCUACAUAACCUGGUUCAAACAUUCAUGACAUUACCCUGAAGAAGGCACAGUGAUUGCCAAAACAUUGGUGUUUUUUUUUACCCGAUAAAUUACUGGGAGUGUGAGACUUUGUUUUGAUAGUGACGAGCCUCGGUGAAAUGCGCAGCCACGGUGUUUCUCUGAUCAAGGGUCCUGAUAUUACUCCUGUGUUCUGCUAUCCUUGUUUUCAGAGAUCGUUUUGUUUUUUUCUACAUAGCAUAGACCACAAAUACACUUUCUCAGGUAUACCACAUUAGUAGAACAGGUAAUGAUACCGUUAAUCUUAAUGGGGUGAUUGAAAAUUGUGCAUUUGUUAGUGAAAUUACACGGGAUACAUCGGCCACAUCUUUAAUUACCAUCCAGCACAUUGUCUAGGAAAGUACUACGUGACACACGGUGGAAGAUCAGACCUCACCACCAUUUGGCUGAUUUUUGGAGACUUGUCCGAAGACUCCCCGGGAGGGUUCUUUAAAUGUCUUUUCCAGUCGUGGGGUCAGUGCUCAAGAUGUGGAUUUUUUUUUCAUUUUAAAUUUAAGAUAUUGUUGAACUGUUUGUCUAGUGGGGAGUAAUUGGAACAAUUGGACUCGUUAGUCGGGGGCGGGAUGGUUUGGGAGUGAGUGUCAUCCUGGGUCAUAUUUUUGUAACGGUCCCAUGCAGCCAUUCCUCUGGGUUACCUUGCUGUCUGAAGUGCUCAUCCAGACCAUGUGCUUGUUUGUCAUAAUCACUCUGUGUACUACAGAUCCUGUGUAUGCGACUGUACAGGCUUGCCAAAAUAUUCACCCCCCUUGGCAUUUUUCCUAUUUUGUUGCCUUGCAACCUGGAAUUAAAAUAUAUUUUUCUUUUUUUGGGGGGGUGUUUGUAUCAUUUGAUUUACCCAACAUGCCUACCAUUUUGAAGAUGAAAAAUAUUUUUUUGUGAAACUAAGCAAGAAAGAAGACCCCCCAAAAAAAAAAAGUCAAUACUUUGUAGAGCUACCUUUUGCAGCAAUUACAGCUGCAAGUCUCUUGGGUUGUCUCUAUUAGCUUGGCACAUCUAGCUACUGGGAUUUUUGCCCAUUCUUCAAGGCAUAACCUUUUUCAUUUCACUUCAACAAUUUAGACUAUUUUGUAUAUAUAUGUCCAUUAUAUGUAAUCCAAAUAAAAAAAAAUCCACUUAAAUUACAGGUUGUAAUGCAACAAAAUGGGAAAAAUGCCAAGGGGGAUGAACACUUUUACAAGGCACUGUAUUGGCUGAUAGCUUACACCCUUAUGAGCCCCCCUAUCUCUGCGUAACAGGGAAUUCCUGUUCCGCCGGCUCCCUAUAGGUCGGUGCUAAAGCCAACUCCCUCUUUAUCAAAAUGUCUUGCCCUAGAGAUGUAGCAUUUACAGAAUUACUCAUUGGCCCAAGGGAGGCACUACAGUAAUCAACUGUAUGUACAUUAGUCACAUGCGAUAUAUCAGACAACUGCACUGCAUCAUUUGUGGAGGAUCACAUGUUCAUUGUUGCCUUGUUUAACACCUGAUUUACUUAACAAAAAUAGGUGGUUCAGGUAAAUCAUGAUAUCGCUAAAGGGGGACUUUCCUAUGUUUCUCUAUUGCGCCUCUACUUUUCCUCAAGCAAGGGAGAGGCUGACUUAAUUUUUUUUACCCUUUAGUGUGUACUUUGGGAUAUCACUUUAACAGUAAAACAUUUCAUACUCAAUGUUCCAGGUACAAACAACCGUGUUUGUCAGUCUCUGAUUCUUCUACAACAAAUAAUGGUUAACUGAAAAGCACUAAUGUCCUAGUGAAAUAAAUACUUACCCAGUGAACAGGAGGGAGCAAUGUUCUCUGCAUGUAUUUGUAAGGACAACAUACUUGAAUCAUUUAAGACUUGAGCCCAUUUUGAAUUUAACAUUACCUACCUAGGCUCUUGUACUAUAUUGCAUAUAUACAUGUAUGACUAAUUGCGGUCUGUUUGUGGCUAAUUGCAAUCUUUCAGUAAUAAUUUAGACUGCAAGAAACCCUGGCUGCUGUAACACAUUACCUAGUAUACUGUACACCGCCACUAUGUUAUUAUGAAUCUGAGACUGCAAUCCACUGAUUUGACAACAUAUUCAUUACCCCCUCUAUUCUUUGAGACAAUGGUUUAGCCCUUAAUUGAAUGGUUUAGACCUGAAAUGAUCUCAAAGAACAGAAUACACACUGAAAUAUCUUUAGAAGUUGUAAAGUCUCCAUCUCAAUUAUGUGUUCUUGUAGCUAAUUGAUUUGGCUUCUAAUUUUAUCUACCUCAGUUUCUGUUCAAUGCAAUUGUGUUGCUUGUUCAGUCAUUAUAGGUCUAAAGAAUACCGGAAAAGCCUGCCUCAGUUUUUCAUGUAACAUUUAAACGUAUGGCAUUUGAGAAACUGCAGUGUUCUUAAAAAAGCAAUACUGGUAUAAAACUGUUCGCAAAAAAACAAAAACUACUGGAUGUACACUUGGUAUGCCCCCAAAACACACUUCAAAUGAUCUUUCCAUUAAAAUGUUCCAUGUGCUUUCACAUUUGUGUUUGCAGUCAAACUUAAGUGAAUAUCCACUUUUCUUUCCAUGUCUGUAGCUAGGUUUCUAUCCAAUUGACAGAUUCAUACGAAUAUUUAAAAAAUUAACAAAGAAAAUAUUGCAUGCUCAUUUUCCCACCAGUUAUGUUUCCACCAAACAGACCUGUUGCGGAUAAAACUCAUUGCGUGAUGACGUAGGGCACAACUUUUAUUUUUCGCUGAAAUUUAUGUACCGACAAAAAAUAAUCUAAAGUUCAAUGUGUUUCCAUCGCAAUCUUCAACUCUACUGAUAGUUUUGUCACAAACUGUUGCGUUAAUUAGCAAUAUGGUCUUGACACUUCCGCUAUAGCCAACAGCUCACAGAUAAAGUGCGGGUAGGCUAGUCUACAUGACGAUAUUAUGCAUAUGAAUGUUUUAUUUGUCAAGCAUCGAUGAUCAUGUUACCAGAUAAUAACCAUCGAUAUUUAAUGGGAAGGAGCAUCAUGCUCACCGUGCACUUUCACCACGCUGUGAUGUUCAUCACCAUUUAUUUAAUCUGUAAUUUAAUAAACGGUAUGGUUUUCCAAGUCGUAGUGGGAGGACCACACACUAUUAUUAUAUUUCUAUUUGGCGCAUAAAGGCGUUUCCACCGCCAUUUCUCUCAUCGUACAUUUUACAGACACAAAAAGAUCACACCAUGCCGAACAAACAUAUGAUCUGUCGUAUUUAUAAAAUUGUACCGAAACUUCCAUUAAAAAAAAAAUACUUUUACUUUACUCACAAAACUGUGGAUAGAAAUGUGGUUUGUGUCGUAGAUGUUUUACCUUCUGGAGUCAUAAAAAGGGAAAUAACCUGACAAUGUUAUGAUGAUGCGAUGGCUUUUAAAUCAUACCAUUUAACUUUUAGCCCAGUCCUGUUGUAUAAUUCUUAAGCAUUUUUUGUGUGACCACUUUUUUUAUUCUUAUUAAUCACUGUGAUUUUUCUUAUCUGCAACGAUUGUGUUUUGGGGUAAAUACUAAUUUGUGGGUCAAUCCUGGUCCUUGAAGGCUGCGGUGUCUAGUUUGUUCUUUUGAUUGGUUUUCUAUUUUAAAAUCAAUGCUUGAUUAUAUAGCAACUAUGACAACCAAUAGACAGGGUGGCCCUCAGACGAGUUGAGGACACUAGCUGGAUUACCUGAAAAUAUACAGUAAAUAUAGUAGUUAGUGGAACCAUACAGUACCACUGAACAAAAGGGUCAAAGAUCUGACAAUGGGUAGUUUCUAUUUUCUAGGUGGAGCCAUCAAUGGAGAAAUAACCACUGUUGACAUUAAUAGCCAGGAGUAUAUUAAAUUGCAAAAGAAACAAAGGUAAUUUAAUGUAAAUUGUGAUAGUACCUGAAUUGCUGCUUAGUGCUUACCCCACUAUAGUCUAAAUUGUACAGUGUAAAUCUUAAAGCGCCUUGCCCUCAAGGAGGUAGGGUUAAGAUCAUGCCUUCUGUUAUUGUCUAAGGGAAUAAUCUUCACAGCAAUAAAUCACAUUCACCUGUAUGCCUUCGAGCCCAGAUUAAUGAGGGCUGUUGGGUAAUAGCAAUGUAUAGAAUCUCAAUGUAGAUUCUAUUUAUAUGUAUCGAUCAGCCUUAGGGAUUUGGCUUCGCAACAUCAAGUUCAGUAAGGUCCAGUUAAUUUAUACUGUACAUGUCAAUUUUAAUAUCAUUAAAUGUUUUUGAAAAUCUAAAAAUAUAGUAGCAUGAAUUUGUAGCUAUUUGUAGUUUCUUGCUACCCUUCAUUAUUCCAGAAAAAAACCCUUUGGAAAGCAUUUGUUGGCCAUGGUUACACUCCUUUCAGCACAACAAUUGAUUCCAAAAUACUUUCAGCUCACAGGAAGCUGAGCACCAUAACAAUUACAAUAAACCUACAACAGCUGUUCCAUUUGUUGUUUUUAGAGAUUCAUUCAAUGUGAUAACCUUGUUUUUAUAAUAUGAUUUCUAGGAGGGGUGAAAUAUUGAGGCUGACCCCAUUUGUCUGUAGGCUACACUUUGGACAAAUGAAUAAACAGACACUUACUGGUUAUUCAAACAACUAUUUGUCACUUACAAAACAUUACACAAGAAAACCAUUUCAGACACACAGACUAGACAAAGUCAGUGUUUUAUAUAGCAAUUGUUGGAAUGAUCAAAUCGAUUUUCCCCAGAUUUCAAAGGUUUCGAGUCUGAGCUAGAGUUAUGUACAUUAGACACUUGAUUUUACAUUACCUGAUUCUGCUCAGUUGGGGACAGAGGAAUGUUUGAUAUACAGUAUCUAUGGUAUUUUUACUGGCUAAUCACUGGUUGCUAAUAAAUCCACUUUCCACCAAAGCAUUUUUUAAAAAGGUAUAUUUGGCUUCAUCAGUCAAGCAACAAACACCACACCAGCAAAAUGUUUGAAUUAAAAGUGACCUGUAAACAUUAAAUAUUAAUUGGGAUUCUGA
Messenger RNA from Oncorhynchus keta (chum salmon), 8483 nucleotides. Its product is annotated as sphingosine-1-phosphate lyase 1-like. Bases 156 to 1862 code for a protein of 568 amino acids. The transcript has 14 exons. Gene Ontology annotation, molecular function: sphinganine-1-phosphate aldolase activity; pyridoxal phosphate binding. Gene Ontology annotation, biological process: sphingolipid catabolic process; carboxylic acid metabolic process. The record is from RefSeq and is a predicted model, not a curated record. Lineage: Eukaryota; Metazoa; Chordata; Actinopteri; Salmoniformes; Salmonidae. Gene Ontology annotation, cellular component: endoplasmic reticulum.